UAAAAAAAUAUUUCACUCAUCCAUCUUCAGUAAGAGCUUUAAUCCUGGUCAGGGUGGCAGCGGAACCAGAGCUUAUCCCGGGAACGCUGGGCUUGAGACGGGAAUACACCCUGAAAGAGACCAACAUGUGAAACACCACACAGACAGUAAUCCUAGCUCAGGAUCGAACCGGCUAUCCUGUAGUCGAGAAGCGGCAACACUACAAGCUGCGGCAUUAUGGAGUUAAAAAUAAAUAAAUACAAAUUUGCAUGUACGACAAGAGCAAAAAAAAAAGGGGACGUUAGCAGCAUAAAAUGUAGACUGGACUGUAGACAAUUAUGUUUUAGUAAAUAAGCUGUGUUUUAAUAUUGAGAGAUUUAAAAUGUCUGUUAAACUACUAAUUAAAAAAUUAAAAAUACAUUUAUGCUUGGUGUAGGGAAUGGAUUUAAAUUAAAAGUAAAAUUUCUAUCAAGAUUUUGCAAUGUCUUUUUACAUUUUGUGGAAAAUAAACCUGAAAAUUGACAGUUGGAAGGAAAAAUUGAUUCAUUAUAAUUUUCAUUAUCAUUAUGUUAUUACUGGCAUAAAGGACCUUUUAUUAUUAUUUUUUUAAAAAAUAAAAACAUCCAGCCUGUAAAUAACGGUAAAAUAAACUUGGAGGCAGCAACAGCAAAACCACUGAUAGUUACAUGCAUUACAUUUGUUGGAGUAAAGAUGGUUAUGCACUGAGCUUUUUUGCUCCACGAAGUAUUUACACUUUGUUUUUUUUAAUGUACAUUUAUGAGGGCAUUACAGGGUGUGGUGAAAAUCCCUCAUGUCACUGGUUAGAAGCUGAGUGUCACAUUUGGCACCUUAUAAAGAAGCUCCAUCAGCUUAGCGCUCAAUCUGCCACCUCUCAGCCUCCUUCCUGAUCACAUUUACCCACUUUUUCUGCUAAUCUGCUCAAGUCUCCUUAAUCAAGGUAUAAAUACUGCUGUUUGGGCAGCGCGGAGACGAAGUAAGGCAAAUAGAAGCUGGAGAAAACAACGUUUUGUAUCCUGUGCUGACACACUGACAGUUUUAGACAUGUCAGGCCUGCACGGAUUUGAGGGGGAAAACUACUACAUCCCCAUGCAUAACCGCACAGGGCUGGUACGCGACCCGUUCUUGUACGAGCAGUACUAUCUAGCAGAGCCGUGGCAGUUCAGGCUGCUGGCCGUCUACAUGUUCUUUCUGAUCACCUUCGGUUUCCCCAUCAACGCUUUGACGUUGUUGGUCACAGCGCAGCACAAGAAGCUCCGCCAGCCGCUUAACUACAUCCUGGUGAACCUGGCUUUAGCCGGGUUGAUCAUGGUCAUCUUCGGGUUCACCAUCACCAUCAGCUCAGCGGUCAACGGCUACUUUUAUUUCGGGCCGACUGCCUGCGCUGUCGAAGGUUUUAUGGCAACUCUGGGAGGUGAGGUAGCGCUUUGGUCAUUAGUUGUACUGGCUAUUGAGAGAUAUAUUGUGGUCUGUAAGCCAAUGGGAAGCUUCAAGUUCUCAUCUUCCCAUGCGAUUGGUGGAAUCGGUUUCACUUGGUUCAUGGCUCUGACAUGUGCUGGUCCUCCUCUCGUCGGCUGGUCCAGGUACAUUCCCGAAGGCCUGCAGUGUUCGUGUGGACCAGACUACUACACACUGAACCCCAAAUACAACAACGAGUCCUACGUUAUCUACAUGUUCGUCGUUCACUUCAUUCUCCCUGUCUUUGUCAUCUUCUUUACCUACGGGCGGCUCGUGUGCACCGUCAAAGCGGCUGCAGCCGCCCAGCAGGAGUCGGCCUCCACUCAGAAGGCUGAGAAGGAAGUGACGCGUAUGGUCAUUCUGAUGGUGGUGGGCUUCCUAGUGGCGUGGGUUCCUUACGCCAGCGUCGCCGCCUGGAUCUUCUUCAACAAAGGAGCUGCCUUCAGUGCACAGUUCAUGGCCAUUCCUGCCUUCUUCUCCAAGAGUUCGUCUCUCUUCAACCCCAUCAUCUACGUGCUACUCAACAAACAGUUCCGUAACUGCAUGCUAACAACCCUGUUCUGUGGCAAGAACCCACUGGGAGAUGAAGAGACCUCGUCAACAUCCACCAGCAAGACAGAGGUGUCCAGUGUGUCCCCGGCGUAGACGCUCCUCUCGUCUUGGACGCGAGCUCGGUCCUCUCGAACCCUCACUUGUGUUUGGCAAGGUAAUCGCAGUCACUGCGAGUACAUCACGGCUUACUGAAAAACGUACUCCUCAUGAUGUUUCCUCAGCUGUUUGGUGACAUUUUUGCUGUUCAGGUCUUUGUCUUUAUUUCCUGUAUAUAUUUUUAUAUCUACAAGGCAUAAAAAAGACAAAAAACGAUGGUGUGAAUGUA
Pangasianodon hypophthalmus (striped catfish) is the source of this 2332-nucleotide messenger RNA. RefSeq names its product green-sensitive opsin-3. Gene Ontology annotation, biological process: G protein-coupled receptor signaling pathway; phototransduction; visual perception. The transcript has 5 exons. Gene Ontology annotation, cellular component: membrane; photoreceptor outer segment. Bases 1042 to 2100 code for a protein of 352 amino acids. The record is from RefSeq and is a predicted model, not a curated record. Lineage: Eukaryota; Metazoa; Chordata; Actinopteri; Siluriformes; Pangasiidae. Gene Ontology annotation, molecular function: G protein-coupled receptor activity.